Conger conger (European conger) is the source of this 2806-nucleotide messenger RNA. RefSeq names its product 3-monooxygenase/tryptophan 5-monooxygenase activation protein, gamma polypeptide 1 (gene ywhag1). Gene Ontology annotation, cellular component: cytoplasm. NCBI's taxonomy places the organism in Eukaryota, Metazoa, Chordata, Actinopteri, Anguilliformes, Congridae. Bases 139 to 882 code for a protein of 247 amino acids. The transcript is spliced from 2 exons. The record is from RefSeq and is a predicted model, not a curated record. Gene Ontology annotation, biological process: signal transduction. Gene Ontology annotation, molecular function: protein kinase C binding.
GGGUGUCCCGUCGGCACGCGCAGACAGCAGGGAGCAGCUGCAGCAAGAAGAUCGCAUUGCAUUUCACUGCAUUGCAAGUGACAUUUUCGCAUUUCCUCUAAAAACUUAGAAUAACGUAUUCACCAACGACACUCAAAAAUGGUAGAUCGCGAGCAAUUGGUGCAGAAAGCCAGAUUGGCUGAGCAGGCUGAAAGAUAUGACGAUAUGGCAGCUGCCAUGAAAUCGGUGACGGAACUGAAUGAGGCCUUGUCCAAUGAGGAGAGGAACCUGCUGUCCGUGGCCUAUAAGAACGUGGUGGGGGCGCGGCGUUCAUCCUGGCGGGUCAUCUCCAGCAUCGAGCAGAAGACCUCGGCCGACGGCAACGAGAAGAAGAUCGAGAUGGUGCGCGCCUACCGCGAGAAGAUCGAGAAGGAGCUGGAGGCCGUGUGCCAGGACGUGCUCAACCUGCUGGACAACUUCCUGAUCAAGAACUGCAGCGAGACGCAGCACGAGAGCAAGGUCUUCUACCUGAAGAUGAAGGGCGACUACUACCGCUACCUGGCCGAGGUGGCCACGGGCGAGAAGAGAGCUGCGGUGGUGGAGUCCUCCGAGAAGGCCUACAGCGAAGCUCACGAGAUCAGCAAGGAGCACAUGCAGCCGACCCACCCCAUCCGCCUGGGCCUGGCGCUCAACUACUCCGUUUUCUACUACGAGAUCCAGAACGCCCCCGAGCAGGCCUGCCACCUGGCCAAAACCGCCUUCGACGACGCCAUCGCCGAGCUGGACACCCUCAACGAGGACUCCUACAAAGACUCCACGCUCAUCAUGCAGCUGCUCCGAGACAACUUGACACUGUGGACAAGCGACCAGCAAGACGACGAGGGAGGGGAGGGCAACAAUUAAGAAUACGCCGUGCUCACACACACAUACACACAAAAAAAAUUUAAAAUAAAAAGGGCCGGUGGACUUUGGCAGCCGCUUUUGCCGAUGACACGACCGCAGCAGCAGUUCUUUAUUUUUCCACAAAUUUAAAGAAAAAAAAAUCAAAUAAAAAGAGCAGUUGGAGGGGAGGUUAAAUAUUAGUUAAGUAUAGUUAAAAAAAAGAAAAAAGAAAACCCUCCUCCUUGAUUGCCUCUUCGACAUUUGCCAAAACACCAGUUAGAGGAAAGAUUCAGUCAGUCAAGAGUGGCUGUUGGGUUGGAAGGGCAGCCUCACACUGGCACAUGGACUGUUCUUGCAGUGCAAACGAAGUGGAGCUGCUUAUUUAACUUAAGGGGUGAGGGGAAAAGUAUUAAAAACAGUAGGGAGAUACAAAGCUUGAGCAAAAACUUGAAUGUUAUCGCCUCACAAAAAUAUUUGCAGUGGUUCCAGUAUGCAUGAGGAAAGUGUCCCAUUUUAGCCGUUUUAGGAGUACUUUUGCUACUGAAAGUACAUCCAGUAAUGGCAGAGAUUUGGAUUAGCAGGUCUUGCCCAUGGAAAAAUACACUAAAAAUGUGUUUUGAUGGUUAGAGGUGUGUCAAUCUCAGACAUAGGAACUGAAAGCUUGAAGGUUAAGAGACAGUAAUAAUAAGUUUUUCCCCACACAAAUUUUAGUCAAAAUAUGUACUAAAUUAAUUAAUAUUUCUGGCUCCCAAGUUGUUGUUAUUAUUAUUAUUGUUUUUAUUAUUAUUAUGAUAUACUUUUUAAUGUUCAAGUCACUCAGCAGACACCCCUAUUACUGGCCAAUUACAAUGCAUAUGACAUCACUUGCCAUGGAAAAUAUUUGGUAUCAGAAAUAAUUAGAUUAUGCAGUGUUGCAUUUACUUAAACUGAGUCAUGAUUAAUGCAAAAAAAACAAAACAAAACACAAUACACAUAUAGCAAUGGGAAAUUUUAUUUGGGGAUUUGCCAAAUAAAAUUAUUUUGUUCCCUAAAUUUGAUCACAAUAUUAUUUAAGUUCUUCAAGCCAGACUCAAGAACCUGUAAUAACAGGAACACAGAAUAUACUGGAACCACAGACUCAGUUAGAGGACAAGGUACAGUUGAGGGCAGAGCACUGGCAGUGUAAAAUGGAAGAUGAUCUUAAAGCAGCUUUGAGGUUUGUGGUUUACUUUCGUUUUGUGUUUGUUUUUUUUAUUUAAAGAAAUGCACUUGCCUAUUAUACUGUUUCUUCAGUGUAAGACGAUUACUGCUCAAAUAUUCUCGGAAAUACAAUACUGUGCAUGCUGGUGAUGUAUUUAUAUACAGUAGCUUGACUUUAUUAACUUAUAAUGUAGGUGUUAUGUAUUCAUAUGAACAAGAAAUGACUAGACUUCAAUCUGAUUAUUUUCUAUUUAUUAUUUUGUUGGAUUGUUUAAUUUUUUUUUUCAUUUGCUGAAGUACGCUAUACCAAAACAGUGAUUGUUAACAAUAAAUUGAUCUGUUAUGGACGUUGCUAUAGUGACAUGCAAUUCUUGUAUUUGAUUUGUUAAGCAAAAGAGGAGGAAAAAAGACAAAAAACACCAGUGUUAGCUUAAUCAUACUGUCUGGUGUUUUGUCAUGGUGAAAUUAUAAUUAUUACAUUGUAAAACAAUAUGUUGUUCUUAGAAUGACCUCUGUUUGUGCUUUCUUUUCCUGUCAAGUUAUGCAGUGAGAUAUUUAAGGUUGAACAGUGUUUUUUUUUUCUUCUUCUUCUCCAGAAUCAGUGUUUCUGUAAGGAAUUCUCACACGGACCAUUAUUUAUUAUACUUUUUUAUUUAAAACUUUUUAGCUGUCUCCUGAAUAUCUUAAAUGUGAGUCAUGUAGCGGUUGCACAAGAGCAAAAAUAAUAAUAAUAAUGAUAAUAAAAAAUGAAUUCAAAUAUGGCAAA